CAAAGGCUGAAGCUGCUCCCUUUGCCACAUUAUAACAAGUAGGGGAUCCUCACCGACUAUGGCCACAGCUGCCUCGAAUCCCUACAGCAUUCUCAGUUCCAGCUCCCUUGUGCAUGCGGACUCUGCGAGCAUGCAGCAGGGGAGUCCUUUCCGAAACCCACAGAAACUUCUCCAAAGUGAUUACUUGCAGGGAGUUCCUAGCAAUGGGCAUCCUUUAGGGCAUCACUGGGUGACCAGUCUGAGCGAUGGAGGCCCAUGGUCCUCCACACUAGCCUCCAGUCCCCUGGACCAGCAGGAUGUGAAACCCGGGCGUGAAGAUCUGCAACUGGGCGCGAUCAUCCAUCACCGUUCACCGCACGUCGCUCAUCACUCUCCUCACACAAACCACCCGAAUGCCUGGGGGGCAAGCCCGGGUCCGAACCCGUCCAUCACGUCCAGCGGCCAACCCCUGAACGUGUACUCGCAGUCUGGCUUCACUGUGAGCGGCAUGCUUGAGCAUGGGGGCCUCACCCCACCGCCGGCCUCCGCCUCAGCACAGAGCCUACAUCCAGUGCUCCGGGAGCCCCCAGACCAUAGCGAUCUAGGCUCUCACCACUGCCAAGACCACUCGGAUGAGGAGACACCAACCUCGGAUGAAUUGGAACAGUUCGCCAAACAGUUCAAACAAAGAAGAAUCAAGUUGGGUUUCACGCAGGCCGACGUGGGGUUGGCGCUGGGCACAUUGUAUGGCAACGUGUUUUCACAGACCACCAUCUGCAGAUUCGAGGCCUUGCAACUGAGCUUCAAGAACAUGUGCAAACUAAAGCCUUUGCUAAACAAGUGGCUGGAGGAAGCUGAUUCAUCUACAGGGAGUCCGACUAGCAUUGACAAGAUUGCAGCGCAGGGACGAAAGCGCAAGAAGCGAACCUCCAUUGAGGUGAGUGUCAAGGGCGUUCUGGAGACUCAUUUCCUCAAGUGUCCCAAGCCUGCAGCGCAGGAGAUUUCCUCGCUGGCAGACAGCCUCCAGUUGGAGAAAGAAGUGGUGCGUGUCUGGUUCUGUAAUCGAAGACAGAAAGAAAAAAGAAUGACUCCUCCAGGGGAUCAGCAGCCGCAUGAGGUUUAUUCUCACACGGUGAAAACAGACACGUCCUGCCAUGAUCUCUGA
This is a messenger RNA of Condylura cristata (star-nosed mole), 1144 nucleotides long. It is a transcript of the gene POU3F4, whose product is annotated as POU class 3 homeobox 4. Gene Ontology annotation, cellular component: nucleus. The record is from RefSeq and is a predicted model, not a curated record. Bases 59 to 1144 code for a protein of 361 amino acids. Lineage: Eukaryota; Metazoa; Chordata; Mammalia; Eulipotyphla; Talpidae. The transcript has a single exon. Gene Ontology annotation, biological process: regulation of transcription by RNA polymerase II; brain development. Gene Ontology annotation, molecular function: RNA polymerase II cis-regulatory region sequence-specific DNA binding; DNA-binding transcription factor activity, RNA polymerase II-specific.